ACAAUCGGGUAACCCUCAAAAGCAGACACACACAACUUUCCUGCACCAGUACAAUAAACUAUUUUCGUCUACCUACCUUACAUACAUUUAGAGAUGGCAAACAAAUUUACUUUUUUUCUUGGUUACAUAGCUAUACUCAGCUUGCUAUUAGCAAGAUCAACUGUUUGUGUUCCUUCAUGCGUGGAUGUUGUAUCAGAUUCUGCCCCUUGCUUACCUUUCAUUUCAAAAUCCACUGAUUCGCCUUCAGAUUUUUGUUGCGCUGGGAUUAGGAAUGUGGCAGGCAUGGCCAAGAGCCAGUCCGAUGAAGUGCAAAUUUGCGAUUGCUUGAAGGCGAAUAUGGCUGAAUUUGAUUAUGAUCCUACACUUGUUGCUGACCUGCCUAAGCUAUGUUUGGUCAACAUCACUCUCCCUCCAAUCAACAAUACCACUGACUGCUCCAGGGUUAGUUUUGGUCAUGGAAUAAAGAAUUAGUGUUUACACUGCAGAUUUGCAAGUGUCGCUAAAAAUAAGUGCUCGGUCAGUUAUGAGAGAUCAUCAAUAAUGUUAGUAUGAAAAUAUAUGAGAUGAAAUAAAGCAUCAUUAUGCUAUCAAAUAAUGGACUUGUGUCCAAUUAUUCUCCGUUUUGUAGUUUCUGGAUUACUGGAAACAGAUGAUAUAUAAUUGUCUUACUUAUAUAUAUUAGCGGGUUCUUAUGAUCUUUGCUUG
Molecule: messenger RNA, 705 nt
Organism: Chenopodium quinoa (quinoa)
Lineage: Eukaryota; Viridiplantae; Streptophyta; Magnoliopsida; Caryophyllales; Amaranthaceae
Product: non-specific lipid-transfer protein A-like
Exons: 3
Coding region: 94-471 (125 amino acids)
Biological process (GO): lipid transport
Cellular component (GO): membrane
Molecular function (GO): lipid binding
Source: RefSeq, a predicted model, not a curated record